CGUAUGCCCAUUGCUGUGUGCCAUAACUCGUGACACAUUCCGAUGACUCGGAACCAUAAUUCGGAUUCUCGGAACCAGCCAUGUAAAUGGCUGCCACAGCGAUUACGAACGUGUAAACGGAAGCAUGUUAAAAUAAGAGAUUAGACAUACGCGAGUUAUUAGGCGUUGGUUCAGUUGGAAUACUAGUAUUUUUCACGUCUAAUUACGCAAGAUGAAGUCCUGGCUGCCCAUACCGCCCCGGUCGCACUUUUCGCUGCUGAACAUUCCUUUCGGGGUGAUUUCGAGCAAAGAUAAGCAUGCACACAGACCCGCUAUCGCCAUUGGGGAACACAUCCUCGACCUCGACGCUUUUGCUACGGGCGGAGGCUUCAGUAAAGCAGCAAAUGUGUCUUCCGAGCACGCUAAAGCGUUCUCACAGCCCACUCCGAACGCCUUUGCAGAGCUUGGGCGACCUGUGCAUCGCGCCGUCCGCUCAUAUCUGCAGGAGAUAUUCCUCAACGACACGCCCCACCCGGACGUGUUGAAGGAUAAUGAAAGCCUCAGAAAGGCGGCUUUGAGACCCAUUUCAGAGGUGUCUAUGCACCUCCCAUUCGCCAUCGGAGAUUACACAGAUUUUUUUGCUGGCAGAAACCAUGCUCACAACGUUGGUGUUCUGUUCCGUGGACCAGCCAACGCCCUUCAGCCGAACUACAGCCAUCUGCCAGUCGCCUACCACGGUCGUGCAAGCUCAGUCGUGGUCUCUGGAACACCCCUCAGGCGACCAUGGGGACAGGCGCUGCCGGCUCCUGGCGCGACCGAGCCCGUCUUCCGGCCAUGUGCGCGCCUCGAUAUUGAACUCGAGAUGGGCAUGUUCAUCAGCAAGCCAAACGACCUCGGUAGUCCGGCAUCUGUAAAAGAUGCCGACGAGCACAUAUUCGGCUACGUCUUGAUGAACGACUGGAGUGCAAGAGAUAUCCAGCAAUGGGAAUAUGUGCCCCUUGGUCCGUUCAACGCAAAGAACUUCGGAACCACGAUUAGCGCCUGGGUUGUGCUUGCGGACGCACUCGAACCAUUCAGAACAAAGGGACUGGAGAAUGAAGUCCAGUUGCAGAAGUAUCUCCAAGAAAGCCGGUCCGAUAAUGUUCUUGAUAUCAAGUUAGAAGUGUCUCUUGCUCCUUCAGAAGGCGAGAAAUCAACCAUCACUCGCACAUCUGCCAGGAAUCUUCUCUGGUCCUGGCCGCAGAUGGUGGCUCAUCACUCAAUCUCUGGCUGUAACCUUUGUGCUGGAGACCUUCUCGGUUCCGGUACCAUUUCAGGGGACGAAGCAGGUACAGUGGGGUGCCACAAGUUCGUGUACACCCCACCACCACGCGUUCCGACGCGUUUUCUCCCCAACACCUCUUUUUCUUCCACAUACCACAACUUUAGCAAAUGGAGGCCAAAAUACAUGCUUUUUGCUCUGGAAUAAUAGGGAGUCACAGAGCUAAGUAUGAACUCACAGAAGUCCAGCGAGUAGCGAUUACCGCGUUUGUUAUGGCUGGUAAAAGCUACCGCGAGGUCGCGGUGCUCUUCGGCCUGCCACAUUCGACGGUGCAGAAGACGGUUCAUCGAUACACUGAAGGCAACGGCUUUCAGUCGCUGCCCCGGAAAGGAAGGACAGAGAAUCUUUCUAAUACGGAGAAAAGGGCUCUAGUCAGAUCUGUUCGAAUCAACUACCGGCAACCGUACCAUGAGCUCGCUGCUGAGUGGCAAGGCAGAGCUAGUCUCCGCACUAUUAAGCGUGUUCUCAAGAAGGGAAGCUACCGUAAAUGGAGAGCUAUGAAGCGGCCCUUUAUAACACCAGAAGCAGCGGCCAAGAGACUCGAAUUUGCA
Messenger RNA from Colletotrichum phormii, 1851 nucleotides. Its product is annotated as fumarylacetoacetase. Gene Ontology annotation, molecular function: fumarylacetoacetase activity. The transcript has 2 exons. Lineage: Eukaryota; Fungi; Ascomycota; Sordariomycetes; Glomerellales; Glomerellaceae. The record is from RefSeq and is a predicted model, not a curated record. Bases 212 to 1447 code for a protein of 411 amino acids. Gene Ontology annotation, biological process: L-phenylalanine catabolic process; L-tyrosine catabolic process; homogentisate catabolic process.